AUGUCUGAAUCUGGAAAGUGCACCUCUAUCAUCAACUUGCGUUACCAAGAUGGCAGCGAGGGGAGCCCCUCCAACCCUGCCAAGUUCAACAACCAAGACUUUGCACAGCUGAAAGAUAACUACCGCCGUAAAAGGAGACAGUUUGUGGACAACACCUUCCCACCAAACGACCAAUCUCUAGGAGACCUGCGUGGUUUGACCUAUCGGCAGAUGGCCCAAGUGGAGUGGCUUCGACCAGCGGACAUCUUGAAAGCACAAAAUGACAGCAGUGAUCCUGUUUUCUGUAGCAAAGGAGCCUCACGAUUUGACUACAGUCAAGGCGUUGUGGGUAACUGCUGGUUCCUGGCUGCAAUUUCAUCACUGACGUUCAAGAAGGGCCUGUUCGUUCAAGUUGUACCUAUGGACCAGACCUUCAGUGAUUAUGCAGGGAUAUUUCAUUUCAGGUUCUGGAGGUUUGGCAAGUGGGUGGAUGUUGUCAUUGAUGACUACCUGCCGACACUCAACAACCAGUUGCUGUCUGUGAGCACCAAGAGUGGAAAUGAGUUCUGGGCUCCUCUGCUGGAGAAAGCUUAUGCCAAAUUGUGCGGUUCAUAUGCAGACUUGAGCGCUGGAUUGCCAUCAGAGGCCUGCAAGGAUUUCAGUGGAGGCCUGCACAAAAGUUACCAACUCCAUGAAGUCCACAAUGUAGGCCAUGAUGAUGAGCUGUGGAAUGCACUGGGCAUUUCCACCAGGUGCGACUCGAUGAUUUGCUGCGGGACUGCUCAGAAAGGGGGAGAGUUGGUGAACACUGUGGAGGACACUGGUAUAGUGGAUGCACAUGCCUAUUCUGUCACAGCAGUCACUGAGGUUAAUUAUUACGGUUCCAAAGUGAAGCUGGUGCGACUCAUGAAUCCUUGGGGCAAAACUGAGUGGAACGGAAAGUGGAGUGACAAGUCCACCAUGUGGAAUAGAGUCAGCCCAGAAGAUCAGGAAAAAUGUUCUGACCGCAACGAUGGAGAGUUUUGGAUGGAGUUGGAGGACUUCUGCUUUUAUUUCCAAGAAUUGUUCAUCUGCUGUGAGAACCCCAACUUUAUUGACGGAGACCUCACCUGCCAGUGGAAAUCCUUGACUUACGAUGGCAGCUGGGUGGCAGGGAGAUCCGCAGGAGGCAACUUUUCCUACGAUUCCUUUGCGAAGAACCCUCAGUAUCGCUUGAAGGUGUCCAAAAUAAACAAGGAGGAGCAGUCGGACAAAAACAUCUUCCUUUCUCUGAUGCAGAAACCUCAGCAACAGAAUCGCAAAAGAAUCAAUAACUACCCGAUUGGACUAAACCUCUUUAAGAUUCAACCAGGGACACCACAAGGACGUGUGAGGCCCGACUUCUAUAAGAAGAAUGGGCCCAUCGACAAAAGAACGAUUUACACCAAUAAAAGGGAUUUGAUUCAGCCGUACAGUCUAGAGCCUGGAGAGUAUCUGAUCGUCCCUAGCACAAUGAGACCCAACAUGAGUGCAGACUUUGUUCUCACCGUCUACACCAAGGCUGAGGCUAAGAUCAGCCCGCAUGAUGAAGAUGAUGACGACGAUCAUGACCAUGAAGAGGAGGAGAACUUAAUUCUUCCUGAGCCGUCAACCGACAAUGACAAGGACAAUGAGGAGACCACUGACAGGAAUCCCAUCCGUGCCAUGUUCAACAGAUAUGCUGAUCAGUAUGGUGAGCUGAAAGCCAUACAGCUCCAGUAUCUCCUGAAUGACAACUUCCCUCAUGGCACUCGGUACGGCAUUGGUUUGGAUACCUGCAGGAGCAUGAUAGCUAUGGUGGAUACCAACCAACGAAUGACGAUGACCUUCUCUGAGUUCUCAACUCUCUGGGAGAAGAUUAACAAAUACAAGAAACAAUUUCAUCGUGCAGAUUUGAAUGGGGCGGGAUCUCUGUCUGAAUAUGAGCUCAAGAAGGCGAUUGAGGCUGCAGGAAUUGACACAGACGACCUCAUGGUAAGGCUGAUGAUGGCCCGGUAUUCAGGCUUUUCAAACACCUCCAUGGAGAGCUUCAUCACUCUCAUGAUACGCAUGGAAAAGACUUCGGAUCUUUUCAAGAACAAUUCAUCAGAUGGAGUGAUCCGCUUGUCCUGGCAUGAGUGGUCCAACUUCACCAUGUACAACUAG
Messenger RNA from Anoplopoma fimbria (sablefish), 2142 nucleotides. Its product is annotated as calpain-9-like. Gene Ontology annotation, molecular function: calcium-dependent cysteine-type endopeptidase activity; calcium ion binding. Lineage: Eukaryota; Metazoa; Chordata; Actinopteri; Perciformes; Anoplopomatidae. The record is from RefSeq and is a predicted model, not a curated record. The transcript has 21 exons. Gene Ontology annotation, biological process: proteolysis. Gene Ontology annotation, cellular component: cytoplasm. The coding region runs from base 1 to 2142 and encodes 713 amino acids.